This is a messenger RNA of Protopterus annectens (West African lungfish), 1991 nucleotides long. Its product is annotated as immunoglobulin superfamily member 21-like. The record is from RefSeq and is a predicted model, not a curated record. Lineage: Eukaryota; Metazoa; Chordata; Ceratodontiformes; Protopteridae. The coding region runs from base 1575 to 1991 and encodes 138 amino acids. Gene Ontology annotation, cellular component: adherens junction. Gene Ontology annotation, biological process: heterophilic cell-cell adhesion; homophilic cell-cell adhesion. The transcript has 4 exons.
CGAUCUAGCAUCAUUAUGUAGCGGUAGGGGUGCUCCGUGACUAAAGCAAGCCUGCUGAGUACAUCUAGACAAGGAAGGACCGAGUAAUGUUCUAAUUAGAAAAGCCAGACGUGGGCAACUACCUAGCAGUGCCCGAAAGUCAAAACACAAGUGAAAGAUACGUCUUGUGCAUACGUCUCAACCUUUUAGCGCAAGAAAUCGGAACAAAGCUGAAAAUAAUGGGGGGCAAAGACCAAAAAAAAAAGAGGACCAGAUUUCAAAUAUAAAGUUAGUUGCCAGAAUAACAAAGCUUGUGUUAGCGUAUAUUUUCUAAAGGAUAUGAACCCCGAAACCAAAAAUAUGAUAUUUAGUGUCAUUGAUCCUCAGUGAUUUUGCAGAAAGCCACAAACUUUAUGAGACACAGACCAAAAAUAUACGGCAAAAUUGUAUACAUUCUGCAAAGCUCUGGGCAGUUUAGAGGUAGGUUCCUAUGGUGAAAAGCAUCUUUUAUGGCCAAUAUACAAGCGAGACUAGUUGAAGAAUGCCCAGGAGCUAUAGCCAACAGUAAAAAUAAAGCAGCAAGCCAGUUUAUCUCCAAGGGCUACACGUGGGUGGGAAGCAAUCAGAAAAUGAAAUGCGCAAACAAAUCAAAGGAAGACUUCAUUUAAAAACUGCAUCUUUGGGUCAGAGUGUAAUGCAGUUAAGAGAGAACAUCUUCAGCCGUGCAUCCUGCUUGGAAGAGGAAUCUUUGCUUUCUUUCAGAAGUGCCCUUUCCCAUGGACUCGAGUCUCUUAUUAAUAGCAGGGCAGCUCAACAUGUUCACAAAUACUUUGUUAAUCUGAAAAAAGGAUUCGAAAUUAUCUGUAAAGUAUCUUCCGUUGAUUUCUCAAAAGAUUACCAAGUGACUUUGCUUUGUCAAGAUUUAAAGGACGCACAGGGGAUCCUGAGUUAAAAUGCCGAAAGGAUCCCCUUGGGGUGUCAUGGUAGUAGGCCUGGCAAUUGAACUGUCCUUAAACUAACCAAAUAAAGAAUAGUAACGGGCACGUACAAUUUUCUUGGAUUUGCACAAUCUCUAAAAAGAAAAAAAGCAACGCAGAAUUCAAAGAGUUAAUGUCAUAAAACUCGAACAAGGGGUGAAAUCUAUCUCUAACAGCAAUAAAUCGGCUUAUAGUCCGGGAACAGAGGAACCUGGGGAGGAUUAAAACAAAUUCUGUAAAAUACGGACGCGCAAAAGAGGGAGGGAGACGAGUAAGGGAGGGCUUGGAUGAGUAGUGAAGAAGGCGAGAUUUCAUCCCAAUCUGUAUCUGGGUUUUAAUCUGUCUCUCUCUCUCCUUGUGUGUCUCUCAGCAGCCACAGAUCCAGGGCACAGAGCUCAGCUCCCGCAGUCGGUAGUCCCUGCACAGUGCCAAAGGCUGCUCUCUCGUCUGCUACAUGGUUGUUGGUCUUCUAUUGUGGAAUAAAAAGCAUACAUCUGCAACAUGUUCGCUCAACGUUUCUCCGUAGAGUUGUCUUUUCGACCCCCGCUAGGAUCAUGCUUGAGCAGCACGGAGUGUUUCUAAUCCAGAUGGAGUUUUGUUGUGGCUAACAUUCGAAAGAUGAACCUUUUCUGUCUUUGUCUGCUACUUUUGGAGCUGCUGGACCGGGUUUUUGGAUAUCUCACAGUCAGCAUCGAACCGCUCCCCCCAGUGGUGGUGGGGGAUGCAGUGACACUGAAAUGCAACUUUAAGACAGAUGGCAGACUGCGGGAAAUAGUUUGGUACAGAGUAACUGAUGGGGGUACCAUCAAACAGAAGAUCUUCACUUAUGAUGCAAUGUUUUCUACUAAUUACUCAAAUAUGGAGGACUACAGAAGGCGGGAGGAUCUAGUAUAUCAGUCAACAGUGCGACUGCCUGAAGUACACAUUUCUGACAAUGGACCUUACGAAUGCCAUGUGGGGAUUUAUGACAGAAUGACCCGUGAAAAAGUUGUGCUGGCUUCUGGUAACAUUUACCUCAAUGUGAUGUGUGAGUAA